CCAACCAGCGACGUCCUGGUCUCCUUAGGUCUUUCCUUUUUUACCGAAGCUGCUGAUUCAUCCACAGACUGAAGUUGAGCUCAGCUGUGGGACUGGAGUUCUGGGGGGGGGCCCUAGGCUGCUCCUGGGUGGAGAAAUUGGGCCUCCUGGGAGGUGCCCUUAGCCUCUCAGGAUGCCCCAUGGUGGGGUCAUGGGGUGGUGACGGAGCAGGGGCAGAGCAUCUCCGAGCCCUGUCAGAUUUCUACCAGAAAUGCAAGUCGCGGUCAGGGUUUGGCCAAGGUCGCGGCAAGGGCCAGGGUGGCCCACCCUUUUUCACUCCUCUCUGGCCUCCUUCUGCAGGGUGCUUCAAGGAUGACCGCAUCGUCUUCUGGACUUGGAUGUUCUCCACCUACUUCAUGGAGAAAUGGGCUCCCCGGCAGGAUGACAUGCUUUUCUAUGUGCGCCGGAAGCUGGCGUUCUCCGGCAGUGAGAGCAGUGCCGACGGGAGGAAGCCAGCUGAGACUGAGGCCGAGGUGGAGGUAGAAGUGUACCGGCGGGACUCCAAGAAGCUGCCGGGCCUGGGAGAUCCUGACAUCGACUGGGAGGAGAGUGUCUGCCUGAAUCUCAUCCUGCAGAAGCUGGACUACAUGGUGACCUGUGCGGUGUGCACACGCGCUGACGGGGGGGACAUUCACAUCCAUAGGAAGAAAUCCCAGCAAGUGUUUGCAUCCCCCAGCAAGCACCCCAUGGACAGCAAAGGGGAGGAAUCUAAGAUCAGCUACCCCAAUAUUUUCUUCAUGAUCGACAGCUUUGAGGAGGUGUUCAGCGACAUGACUGUAGGGGAAGGAGAGAUGGUCUGUGUGGAGCUGGUGGCCAGUGACAAAACCAACACGUUCCAGGGGGUCAUCUUUCAGGGCUCCAUCCGCUAUGAGGCGCUCAAGAAGGUGUAUGACAACCGAGUGAGCGUGGCUGCCCGCAUGGCUCAGAAGAUGUCAUUCGGCUUCUAUAAGUACAACAACAUGGAGUUUGUGCGCAUGAAAGGGCCACAGGGCAAGGGUCAUGCAGAGAUGGCGGUCAGCCGAGUAUCCACAGGUGACACGUCCCCCUGCGGAACAGAAGAGGACUCCAGCCCAGCUUCACCCAUGCACGAGCGGGUGACCUCCUUCAGCACACCCCCUACCCCGGAGCGGAACAACCGGCCUGCCUUCUUCUCCCCGUCCCUCAAGAGGAAGGUGCCCCGGAACCGAAUCGCUGAGAUGAAGAAGUCCCACUCGGCCAACGACAGCGAGGAAUUCUUCCGGGAGGAUGAUGGCGCAGCUGACCUGCACAAUGCAACCAAUCUGCGGUCUCGCUCCCUGUCUGGCACGGGACGGUCGUUGGUCGGGUCCUGGCUGAAGCUGAACAGAGCAGACGGAAACUUCCUUCUCUAUGCACACUUGACCUAUGUCACUUUGCCGCUGCAUCGGAUUUUAACAGACAUCCUGGAAGUCCGGCAGAAGCCCAUCCUGAUGACCUAGCCGUGUACGGAGCCACGCAGAGCCCCGGCCCUGCCCAGCCCUGGGAGUGCUGCCAAGUGCCUACCUGUCCACCGCCACCGGGGUCUUCUGUGACAAGCCAGCGCCGGAGCCGCAGCCAGGCGGGGCCACUCGACUCCCGGGGCCAGGGCCGACUCCACGAACACCAGCCCAAACUGAAGUGCCUCUUUCUCCUCCCCUGCUGGCUCUGCUCCGCCCUGUGCCCACUUCCCCUCCCCCCAAGCCCGUCUCUGGAGAGCCCUCUGCACUCAGAGAGGACCAGAGACACCAAGCGGCCAUGAGAGCGUGCAAGGGAGCAGCCGGCGUCCACCACAGAUCUGGUGUUCACAUCCCGGCCCACAGCAGUGGAAACCACCCCACUGGGGCACUCAGCGUGUCAAACUGUCACCACUUUCUUAAGGAGAACCAGUUUAAGAUUUUGUAAUGCUGUACUUGAACUCCAGCACCGAGUCAGUCCCAACUUGCCCCUCCCCCAGUUUGCCACUUUGUUAUAAUAGGGUACACAGGGGGGUGGGGAGCACGAGAUGUGUGAUGGCUUUGCCCUGGGCUGGGAAUACCUCGCCCCACACCCAGGUCCAGAAAGGCCUUGAGCUGAGCAGACAGGCCCCGAUCCCGCCAGAAUGGCCUUUUGCUUCCAGCCAAAGAACACCGCCAACAUACACACCUCCAACCUGGAGACUUCCCGCUUGGUCUGGGAUGGAGGGACCCGCACAGUCUGGAUUCUGACUGGGCAGGUGGGAGGGCGUGGUAGCCAGGCAGGAGAAUGACAUUUCUGCCCAAGUGUGUCUGAUGUGGGGUGGGAUUGGCAUCCUUCCCAGGAAGGUUCUAGGUAGCACCCCCAUCUUCUGGGGGUGGGGGAAGGGGAGGCCGUGUCUUCCUUGGUUUCCUAGAGCUCAUUUCCUUUGACUGAGUGUGCUGGUUCCAUUUCUUAGACCUGCUCACUGAGGCAAAGAGGAAUUGGUUCAGAUGGCUUGCACGCGGCCAGUUUGUGUGAACGACUGCCCAGCCCAUGGCCUCGUCACAGCAUGAAGGCGUUUCCAUCUGUGAUGAGAUGCACUGUGCUCUCCUCAAGGGCAAAGGCUUCCUCCUGCCCAACUGGGAAUAAACUGGAAGCUGGGUCUCUCUGUUGCUAUGUUUUUUUGUUUGAAGUCCCCAGGAAUAUUGGAGAGGUUCCAGUGAUGUGUUUAGAGAUCUUUGUGGGAGAGAAAAGGAAGAGAAGAGGCCUGCUCUCCUGUCUGUGUUUAUUCUGCGGGCUCUGGGAACAGGGGACUACUUUGGGGCUUUCUCCAGAUUUUGUAUGUUGUUAUUAAAAGCGAGCUAUUGCAUUUCA
Messenger RNA from Carlito syrichta (Philippine tarsier), 2844 nucleotides. RefSeq names its product KIAA0930 ortholog. The transcript has 9 exons. Bases 180 to 1496 code for a protein of 438 amino acids. The record is from RefSeq and is a predicted model, not a curated record. NCBI's taxonomy places the organism in Eukaryota, Metazoa, Chordata, Mammalia, Primates, Tarsiidae.